Molecule: messenger RNA, 921 nt
Organism: Entamoeba dispar SAW760
Lineage: Eukaryota; Evosea; Mastigamoebida; Endamoebidae
Product: G2/mitotic-specific cyclin-B, putative
Exons: 2
Coding region: 1-921 (306 amino acids)
Biological process (GO): mitotic cell cycle phase transition; regulation of cyclin-dependent protein serine/threonine kinase activity
Cellular component (GO): nucleus; centrosome; cytoplasm
Molecular function (GO): cyclin-dependent protein serine/threonine kinase regulator activity
Source: RefSeq, a predicted model, not a curated record
AUGCAAAGACAAACAGAGUCUUUAGUCUAUGCACCAUCAUCAAAACGAGGUAUUGAAAAAAUGAGCGAAACUAAUAUCAUUCAACAAAAUAUUCAACAAAAUAUUAGAGACAUUGAUUCAUUUGAUUGUGAUGACCCUUUUUUCAUGACAACGUAUGCAAAGGAUAUAUUCAAAUAUUUAAAAGAAGAAGAAGAGUUAACGAUAAUUCCUACUGGUUUUAUGUCAGGCCAAUUAUAUAUCACACCAAAAAUGAGACAAAAAUUAGUUGAUUGGAUUGCUGAAAUCUCUACAGUAUUAACAUUGUUAUCUGAAACAUAUCUGUUAACGAUAUAUAUUAUUGAUAAAUACCUUUCAUUAAAUAAAACUGUUGAGCGAAAUAAUUUUCAAUUACUUGGUGUUGCUGCUGUUUUGAUUGCUUCAAAAUUUGAAGAAUAUUCAUAUGUUAUUGUAAGUGAUUUAGUUACAUUAACAGGAGAUGCAUAUACUGCUGAUAUGAUCAAAAAUAUGGAAUGUCAAAUUUUGAAUACCCUGAACUUCCAAAUCAUUAGACCAACUCCUUUAGAUUUUCUUCGUCGUUUUUCAAGAGCAGCUGAUAACACAGAAAAACCACACAUCACUGCUCGUUAUUUGAUUGAACUAGCAACAUUAGAUUAUCAAUUAAUGGAAAAAAAAGUAAGUCUACUUGCUGCUGCAUCAGUGUAUCUUGGAAGAAAAAUGUGUGAAACGACCCCUUACUGGGAUGAAACAAUGGCUUUUUAUUCUGGGUAUUCUGAACAAGACAUUCUUGAUACAGCAAGAAGUCUUAACAUUUUACAUAAAUUUACAAUGUGUUCUAAGAGUAAUUAUUUAAAAAUAAAAGAGAAAUUUGAAGACGAACAGCAUAAGUACGUUUCUCUUCUUCCUCCUUGUCCUGAUUUUUAA